AUGCAGUUACCGUUAAGUGAAACCUAUCGGGAUAUUAACAGUAACACAAUAUUGCCACCCCUAGAUAAAACCAUGAUCAGACAUUAUUUAUGCUACAAACACAAAAAAAUUGAUACAGUAGUGCGGUUAUAUGAAUCACGUCACUUGCUGAUGGCACGAGCUUCUGUGGUUGGUGACAAUACAUUCGUAAAAGGAUACUGCAGGAAGACUAUGAAGAGUCUACAGUAUGAAGUAGAUAUAGUAUUAAAUAUUAAUGGUAAUCCUGAAGCAUCACACUGUGAAUGUCCUGCUGGAAGUGGAACGAAUGCCUUGUGCAAACAUGUUGCAGUCCUCUUAUUUGGCAUUAAGAACAUGGUACGAGAAAAAAAUCUGCUUCUGCAAGAAGUAUGUACCCAAAAACUGCAGCAGUUCCAUGUGCCUAAAAAGCUCUACACUGGUACACCCGUCAAGGUGUAAAAAUUUUACAGGAGAAAAAGCAAUCCAAUUUUUGAACCAUACCCUCUCAAAAACACAAAAAAGGUAAAUUAUAAUAUUAGAUUCCGUAAUUUGAUCCUUGGUUUUUCGAAUUCCCGCUUGCCUUUAAAACAGUUAUAUGAGCCUGCUAACCCAUAUGGACUUGUGAAUGAUCACUUGUAUACAGAUAUAAAUCCAGAAAACCAGUUUUUCAAAGAAAUGAAGUUGGAUAAAAUUACUAUAGAAGAGGCAAAUAUCAUUCAAAAUGAUACCAUUGGCCAAAUAGAAUGUCCUGAAUGGCAUAAAUAUAGACAAAUACGGCUAACAGCCAGUAACUUUCAUAUAAUUUGUAAUUUAAUGCCAACAACUAUGGCAAAAUAUGCCAGAGAAAUAAUUAAUAAAAAAAAAUUUACAUCAAGAGCGACCAGUCAUGGACUGUUAAAUGAAAAGGUUGCUUUAAGCAAGUAUGCUACUAAAUAUGGUCUUGUAAUAGAGCCAUGUGGUAUAUUUAUAAGUUGCGAAAGGCCACAUCUUGCUGCAUCUCCUGAUGGUUUACUGGGCACACUCCUAUUUUUUCAAAUAUUUUUUAAAAUGCUCAUAUGCUAGUAGGUAUCAGACAAUAAAUCCCACUACUGUUCCUUAUUUAGAACUUUUAAACGGGGUAUUAAAGUUAAAAAAAUCAACACCAUACUACUUUCAAGUCCAAAGGCAAUUAUAUUGCUCCGGCAGAUCAUACUGCAAUAUGAUUAUAUAUACUUACAAAGAUUUGAAAGUAGUAUAUGUAGAAAAAGACAACUAUUUUAUAAGUAGUAUGCUGGCAAAAUUAGACUGUUUUUAUAACAACUAUUUUAAAAGUGCCUUGUUAGAAAAGCAUAUUUAUUAUAAUUAUUGUGAAAAUUUCAUAAAAUAA
Molecule: messenger RNA, 1363 nt
Organism: Spodoptera littoralis (African cotton leafworm)
Lineage: Eukaryota; Metazoa; Arthropoda; Insecta; Lepidoptera; Noctuidae
Source: the annotation of a GenBank genome assembly